Molecule: messenger RNA, 3042 nt
Organism: Drosophila grimshawi
Lineage: Eukaryota; Metazoa; Arthropoda; Insecta; Diptera; Drosophilidae
Exons: 16
Coding region: 198-2981 (927 amino acids)
Biological process (GO): proteolysis
Molecular function (GO): serine-type endopeptidase activity
Source: RefSeq, a predicted model, not a curated record
AUAUAAUCAGCGCUUUGAGCAUUUCACUUUAUGUGGCAACAGCUGGUCGGCUUUCGUUAGCUGAUGAUGGCGGUAAUUUUUGUACGAGAGGAGAUGGACUGCCUGGAAAAUGUAUAGAUAUUAUUGAGUGUCAAAAAAUAUACGACUUAUACCAUCUGAUUAGAAGGAAACAGGGAACACCUGCUGACCGACAAUACAUGAGGAAUUCACGUUGCCCCGUUUAUAAAAAGAAUCAUGUAUGUUGUGAAGAAGUAUCCGAGAGAGUUAAAAUAUUGUUGGAACAGGAUUGUGGUCAUAUAGGUCCCUCUCAGAAGGUACUCUUUGGAAAUGAAAUAAGAUUAAUGUCAAGACCAUGGAUGGCUCUUCUUAAGCUCAAAAGGAACUCCGAUGUAGAAUAUGCAUGUGCUGGCACCCUUAUAACAAAUCGUUUUGUUUUAACCGCCGCGCAUUGUUUUGAUGGACAAGAGCUAUUAGAAGUGCGUUUGGGGGAACACAGAAUAUCCACCGAACAAGACUGUGAUGACAUAGGAAACACUCGCAUAUGUGCACCACCAGUUAGAGAUAUUUCUUUCGACAACAUUUUUGUGCAUCAAAAUUUCUCACGAAACUCUUCUGAAAAUGAUAUUGCAUUAAUCAAGUUAUCGACAGACGUUGAGAGCAGUUUUAGCAUCCGGCCCAUCUGUUUGCCAGUAAAUUACACACUUCAACAAGAAGCUGAACAUAGGAAGAUAUUCAGGGUAACUGGCUGGGGAGCAACCGAAAGGUCAAUCCACUCCGAUGUACCCAUGGAGACGGCAGUCGAUAGGCAGAAUCGUUCACUCUGCCAACAUGUAUACAGACAAAGCAUGAAAUCGAGUCAAAUCUGUGCUGGUAGCUUUCAAAGGGAUUCAUGCUAUGGUGAUUCUGGUGGUCCACUAUUUUAUCCAACUGUAUAUAAUGGAGUGCAACGUAUGGUUCAGUUUGGAAUAGUCAGCUAUGGUUCCUCUUUUUGCGGGGGUGGAAAACCGGGUGUCUACACAAAUGUUGCCAGUUUUAUACGCUGGAUCGCUGACAAAUUAAUUGCUAAUGAUUUGGAUACCGCGCACAGCAAGAUAAAUCCGCUGAGCAGGCAAAAGGAGCCAACGACAACAGCUAAUGUUAUUAGGAUGAUGGCAGGAUCGGUCUCUCUGAGCGUCUUAUUUGGAAGGAGCGUUUGGCAGUCACUGCUGUGGACACUGCGAGGUCAAUCGAUGCAUAAAAUAAUCGAAUCGUUCGAGCCGAAUCAGUUGCGCACCAGUUAUCGUUAUCGCGCCUUCGAUUAUUUUGUACGCGCCAUUGGCUUCGCCAGUCUGUUCAUCGUUAUGAGCGCCAUCUAUAGGCAGGACGAUGAUCCUGGCUCCAACUAUAUACAUCCCAGACACGGAAUGCAACGCGAGAUUUCCACUGACUUGGUUAUUCAGUCCAAGGAGCGCAGCAACGUUUGUGCUGCCUUGCGCAAAAUUCGAUUGCUCAUCGAAUCGCUGCGCAAACGAAUGCGGCCAACACAUUUCCUGGCCGUUGCGCUAAACUCGGGCGCAAAACAAUUUGGAUGCACAACUGCCGGGCAUCGACCAGGAGCUUUUUAUUCCGGCCUGUAUGCAGCGGACAAUAACGAUCCCGAUAGCAUCAAACUUCACAUGACGCUGCUAAACAGUCGAUAUACCAAUAAGAAACCCAAUAAGAAUGAAAGCAACAGCUUCGAUGCACGUGAGAUUCUUAAACGCUUUGGCGACUAUGACUUUGGCAAGGCUCAGUGCAACGAGGUGCACAUUCGACUGAGCUUUCAUCUCAGUUUGGCUUCGCACUCUCUUGUGAUGAAUAUAAUCAGCGCUUUGAGCAUUUCACUUUAUGUGGCAACAGCUGGUCGGCUUUCGUUAGCUGAUGAUGGCGGUAAUUUUUGUAUGAGAGGAGAUGGACUGCCUGGAAAUUGUAUACAUGUUAGAGAGUGUAAAAAAAUAGAUGACUUAUACCAUCUGAUUAUAAGGAAACUGGGAACACCUGCUGACCGACAAUACAUGAGGAAUUCACGUUGCCCCGUUUAUAAAAGAUUGAAUCAUGUAUGUUGUGAAGAAGAAGUAUCCGAGAGAGUUAAAAUAUUGUUGGAACAGGAUUGUGGUUAUAUAGGUCUCACUCAAAAGGUAUCCGUUGGAAAUAAGAUAAGAUUAAUGUCAAGACUGUCAAGAGAUAAGAGAUGGCUGACUCAAAAUAUAGGCUUUGGAAAUGAGAUAAGAUUAAUGUCAAGACCAUGGCUGGCUCUUCUUAAGCUCAAAAGGAACUCCGAUGUAGAAUAUGCAUGUGCUGGCACCCUUAUAACAAAUCGUUUUGUUUUAACCGCCGCGCAUUGUUUUGAUGGACAAGAGCUAUUAGAAGUGCGUUUGGGGGAACACAGAAUAUCCACCGAACAAGACUGUGAUGACAUAGGAAACACUCGCAUAUGUGCACCACCAGUUAGAGAUAUUUCUUUCGACAAAAUUUUUGUGCAUGAAAAUUUCUCACGAGACCCUGCUGAAAAUGAUAUUGCAUUAAUCAAGUUAUCGACAGACGUUGAGAGCAGUUUUAGCAUCCGGCCCAUCUGUUUGCCAGUAAAUUACACACUUCAACAAGAAGCUGAACAUAAGGAGAGAUUCAGGGUAACUGGCUGGGGAGCAACCGAAAGGUCAAUCCACUCCGAUGUACCCAUGGAGACGGCAGUCGAUUGGCAGAAUCGUUCACUCUGCCAAAAUGUAUACGGACAAAGCAUGAAAUCGAGUCAUAUCUGCGCUGGUAGCUUUCAAAUGGAUUCAUGCUAUGGUGAUUCUGGUGGUCCACUAUUUUAUCCAACUGAAUAUAAUGGAAAGCAACGUAUGGUUCAGUUUGGAAUAGUCAGCUAUGGUUCCUCUUUUUGCGGGGGUGGAAAACCGGGUGUCUACACAAAUGUUGCCAGUUUUAUACGCUGGAUCGCUGACAAAUUAAUUGCUAAUUAGCGAUAAAUUUCUGUUGUAUUUUCAUUUUUAAUAAAUAUGAAUGAAUUUAUCGAGAGCAUAA